AUGGCGCGUAUUUUAAGUUUCUUUGUGUGCUGUUUCAGAAACAAACCAUGCUUUUUUCUGUCGGAUUCUUUUACAUCCUUGGAUCUUUUUUUAAUUAUCUUGUCUAUUGGAUCUUUUUUACUUGACAUAGUAACAGAUAUGAUUGUCAUAUUCCAAUAUUAUAUGGGCAAUCAUUUCCUAUGGCUUAUCUUGACUGCUAGUCUUGUGUGCUUACCAUCAUUUAUUGUGCAGAUUUUUAGUAUUCGUUGGUAUAUUGUGGAUGGAAAGACAACUAAUUUAAUAUGGAUUAUGCAUAUUUUUCAAUUGGGACUCUUUUACAGAUUUAUUGAAUUAUUUCUGGAAGGUUUCCAUAUUAAAAGGUCAAAAUCAUCUCCAAAUUUAGAAAAAUUUAAUCACCAUCAAAGUGAUAUUUGUAUGUUGCGCCUAUUUGAAUCUUUUACUGAAUCUGCACCUCAGUUAGUUUUGCAACUUUAUAUCAUGGUUAGUACUGAUGACUGGAAUCCAUGGACAGGCAUCUCUGCUUUUGCUUCUAUAGUAUCCCUCAGCUGGGGCAUUGCAGCUUACAGCAAAGCUAUGCGUAAUAUUCGCCCUGAAAAGAAAAGACUUUCUUGGUGGGGAUUGCUGUUCCAAUCACUAUGGAGAAUUGGAAUGGUAUCAUCAAGGAUAAUUGCCAUGGUUUUGUUUGCAGUGGCUUAUAGCUAUUGGUUGAUUGUUGCAAUAGGUAUUCAUUGGCUAACUAUGAUAAUUUGGAUUUUUAUUCAAAACACAGACUUUUGCACAACUUGGUGGGAAGAAAGAUUAUAUAAUUGCGUAGUUGGUGUUAUAUACUGCUUUUGCUAUUUUAAUGUGAAAGAAGGCAGAUCUCGAUACAGAAUGGCAAUGUAUUACUCCUUCACAGUACUGCAGAACAUUGGUUUUAUUUCUGCAUUUUAUCUUUCAAAAAGAUCUACAAACCACUUUAGAGACUUUAUAGCCUCAUUAGUACCUGGUGGUAUGAUGAUUGGUUUGGGAAGUAUGCUGCUGUAUUAUCGAUUCUUCCAUCCUAGUGGACCAAUUACCUUAUUAACUAAAAAAAACUCUGAUAAUAAGAAUGAAAAAAAUACAGGGGAUAAAGUAGAUGUCAAACAUAACUGCAGUACUCUCAAAACUUGUCGAAAACUUGUUGAAUCAAAUGAUGGCCAUGAUGGAAUGGAUUCAGUUUUUUCAGAAACUCCCAUCAGUCAUUAUAAUGAAGAAAAUUUUAACAUUUCCAAGAUAUCAUUAUCCUCAAAGGAUAAAAAUAUGUCAUGUCUGAAGGAUUUACACAGAUCUCAUUCGCUUAAUUGUAGUGCAGCUUCAUUUGAUGAUCAUAAUUUUGAUUUCAAUCGACAAAGAAAAUCUUUAGCAAACCAUCACAGGAAUAUUAAUUAUAAUUUUCGACCUGCCGCUGCCUUUGGAUCCAUUUCUCCUAGGACACAUUGUUCAUGUUUGAUUUUGGCACAAGUUUCACCGAUCAUUGGCGAAGGAACACCUAAAGUAAAUAAGACACUAUGCAGCUCUUUACCUAAUCUGGACAUAAGUUUUGAGACAGAAGAUAAAAGCUCACUGGAAUCAACUCAUCUAAGUAAUGCAAAAAGUUUCUUCAGCCACAUGGAACGAAUUAUUAGCUGCAGCUCAAUAGAUAGUGUGGUAUUUAAACCACCAGUGAUAAGCAAUGAUCACAUAAUCAGAAUAAAUGUAGAAGGAAAUUUAUAAAGUGUAAUAUAGUAAAGCACCAUUUACACAUUUAUCAUUUGCACAUCUUUCAGCACUCUCCUGAUACAUUUAUAAUCAUUGUUAUCACAAAGUAUAUAUUUUUUUAAUGUGACGCAAAGAAUUAUUGCUGUUUUAAUUAUUGAAGUUAAAUCUCCUAAGAGCUGAUAUAUCUUUUAAGGAGCAUUGAACUGUGAUAUUGAUAUGAUUUUAGAAUAACAGUGGAUGCUGUUUAAUGCGAUCUACAUUCAAGUGCACGUAAAAAUAUUCAUUUAGUGUGAUCACUGCAUUAUUUAAGAUCAAUUUUGAUGUAGAUAAUUAACUAUUUCUUCAUUUUCAACCAACAUUAAUAAUAAUUGUGAAAUUAUUUGCUCCCUUUGAAAGGAAAUAUCUGGGGUGUGUUUUCCCAUGUGAUGGGACUAAUUAUUUUUAUCUGGACUAGAGUAAUCUGGAUUGUUUUAAAUAUAUAGCUAAAUUGC
Argiope bruennichi is the source of this 2210-nucleotide messenger RNA. RefSeq names its product XK-related protein 6-like. Gene Ontology annotation, cellular component: plasma membrane. The record is from RefSeq and is a predicted model, not a curated record. Lineage: Eukaryota; Metazoa; Arthropoda; Arachnida; Araneae; Araneidae. The coding region runs from base 1 to 1734 and encodes 577 amino acids. Gene Ontology annotation, biological process: phosphatidylserine exposure on apoptotic cell surface; engulfment of apoptotic cell; apoptotic process involved in development. The transcript is spliced from 7 exons.